Molecule: messenger RNA, 402 nt
Organism: Etheostoma cragini (Arkansas darter)
Lineage: Eukaryota; Metazoa; Chordata; Actinopteri; Perciformes; Percidae
Product: integrin alpha-10-like
Exons: 3
Biological process (GO): cell-cell adhesion; integrin-mediated signaling pathway; cell-matrix adhesion
Cellular component (GO): integrin complex; external side of plasma membrane
Molecular function (GO): integrin binding
Source: RefSeq, a predicted model, not a curated record
CUUUUCACACAUGAUGGAACAUACUGGACCACAACCCAAAGAAUAAAUGGGGAACAGAUCGGUUCCUACUUUGGUGCAGAGUUGUGCUCAGUAGAUGUCAACUCAGACGGUAACACUGAUUUCCUGCUGGUAGGAGCUCCACUGUUUUACCAGCCUCUGGAGAAGAAAGAAGGCCAGAUCUACAUCUACACACUGACUGAUGAGAUGAAACUUGAAAGUAAACUGACUAUGACUGCACCAUCCAUGGGGAGAUUUGGCACCACCAUAUCCAGUCUUGCAGAUCUGAAUGGAGAUGGACUCCGAGACGUUGCUGUUGGAGCCCCCCUUCAGGAUUUUAACAGGGGGGUGGUCUACAUCUACCUUGGUGACAGAAACAUAGGGAUACGCAGCACUUUCAGCCAG